This is a messenger RNA of Phoenix dactylifera (date palm), 2039 nucleotides long. Lineage: Eukaryota; Viridiplantae; Streptophyta; Magnoliopsida; Arecales; Arecaceae. The record is from RefSeq and is a predicted model, not a curated record.
AUGUGGGACUAAAUACACGCCCGCACGGGUCCUCACAGUCGAGCACCAACCGGCUCUUCCCAGUAACGAGAGACGUACUGCUCGAUGUCAUGAUCCGAAGGGAUCCAUGGCUCAGGAUCCAUAUCUGAGAACAAGCUCUCCAUGCAUGGAAUUCCUUCUCUUCUUCUCCUUCUCUCUUGCUCUCGGAACGACGACGACGGACUAUAUGAGCACGAGGGAAAGGUGGCCUUUUUUGGUUUUUUUUGGGUAAGCUCGGUGACACGAGUCGAAAACUCAAUCGGGACGGAUUUGGAUCGGCGAUCCAACUCAUACAAACACCCCCCCAACAAUUUUAUUACCUUGUUUGGUUCCGGCCUUGGAAAUCUUUCCAUCCACGGAACAAGCAUCCUCCAUAACGAUUUUAUUACCUGAUUUCCAGCCUUCUCCGAGUCUUUUUGGGCUUUCCAUUCUGAGGUCAAACCUUCUCUCUCCUUUUCCUUCACUUGGUCCAUGGUUCGCGCGCCAUCUUACUCCCGCCAUCUUCGAUCUCUCUUCCAACGGUCGAGCACUCUCCGUCACCUCCAUCAACUCCACUCUCUGCUCCUCAAAACCGCUUUCGACCACCACCCCUUCUUCGCCUCCCAACUCAUUUCCUCCCUCUGUUCGCUCUCCCUCCACCACGCCCAUUCUAUCUUCUCCCACCUCCCCUUCCCCCCUCCCGUCUUCGCCUGGAACUCCAUCAUCCGAGCUUACGCCAACUCCAGUUCCCCCGUUGAAGCCAUCCAUCUUUUCUCGGCCCUCCGGCAAGCCGGGUUCGAACCGGAUAACUUCACCUAUCCCUUCGUUCUCAAGGCCUGCGGGCGUCCAUCCUUGCUGGGAGCAGGUGGGAUGGUUCAUGGGUUGGCUUUGAAGUCGGGUUUCUUAUCGGAUUUGUAUGUGGGGAACACCCUUUUGCAUAUGUAUGCUUGCUGUCGGAUGAUUGGAUGCGCCCGGAAGGUGUUUGAUGAUAUGGAGGCGAGAGAUGAUGUCGUCCUGUGGAGCUCCAUGAUCGAGGGAUAUGUUUCUUGUGGUGUUUCAACAAAUGAGACAGGCAAAUGUUAAACCCAACUCUGUCACUGCUUCCAGCCAUCUAACUAGUCCGAGCAUUGGUCGUUCCAUACAUUCGUACAUAACAACAAAUGAGAUCAAAUUGGACGUUGCUUUAGGAACUGCUCUUGUCAACAUGUAUGCUAAGUGUGGGCACAUAGAGGAAGCUUUCCAAGUUUUCGAAUCCAUGGAGGAUAGGAACCUGCAGUCAUGGACAAUCAUGAUUUCAGGAUUUGCAGCUCAUGGCCAUAGGAAAGAAGCAAUCACUCUAUUCUCUCAAAUGGAAGCCAGUGGUCUGAAACCAGACAGCACUUCAUUCUCCAUGAUCUUAAGUGCUUGCAGCCACUUGGGUAUGGUAGAUGAAGGUUGGCACUAUUUUAGCAAGAUGGUGGAUGUUUACAAUAUCCAACCAACAAUUGAGCACUAUGGCUGCAUGGUUGAUUUGUUCGGACGUGCAGGAUUGGUAGAUACUGCUUUUGAGUUCAUCAAAAACAUGCCUAUUGCUCCAAACAGUGUUAUACUAAGGUCUUUCUUGGGAGCCUGUAGGAAAAAUGGUAAAAUUACUGCUGUUGAUGGUGAACUGUAUCAACUGAUGAAGCUUUUGCUCAGAGAGGAGCCUGAUCUUGGAGCAAACUAUGUGCUUGCUGCUAACAUGUCUGCAUCGUCUGAUAAAUGGAGUGAUGCAGCCAAGCUACACGGCAGCAUUUCAGAGAGGGGUUUGAAGAAGGUUGCUGGAUGCAGUUGGGUGGAAGUGCAUGGAAGAAGUGUUGAAUGGAAAGAAAUGGAAAUUGGUGGAUGACCAUGAUGCUGAACACUAAGCUCAAGCACAGUUAUAUGUUCAAAUUACAAUAUACGAGAAGCAGGGCGUAAAUGAUUCAAUCUUCUUUAGUAGUUUGUUACUGUGGGUAAUUACUAAAAGGUAUUGACUGAAUCUUUAUACAAUUCCUGAAAUUUUUAUGCAUUGGCAAUUGUUA